Messenger RNA from Frankliniella occidentalis (western flower thrips), 2972 nucleotides. RefSeq names its product arylsulfatase B. The transcript has 8 exons. The coding region runs from base 138 to 2075 and encodes 645 amino acids. The record is from RefSeq and is a predicted model, not a curated record. Lineage: Eukaryota; Metazoa; Arthropoda; Insecta; Thysanoptera; Thripidae.
CCGCGCGGCAGCCCGCCCUGCACGGCGGCGAAGUCUCAGAGUGGCAUCAGGUGCGACCCGGGACGCGACGUCGGGAGCGAGUGAGGUGCCGGCGAGUGAGGUGGACUGGACCCGGCGAAUAACGCGUCCUCUGGAGAAUGGCAAAGUCUGGCGCCGGCAACAUGCUCGCGGCGGUGCUGCUGCUCGCGGCGCUGGCGGCGCGCGGCGGGCUCGCGGCCUACCGGCCCAACAUCAUCGUCAUCGUGGGAGACGACUUGGGCUGGAACGACCUGAGCUUCCACGGCUCCGAUGAGAUUCCCACGCCCAACAUCGACGCCCUGGCGUACAACGGCGCCAUCCUUAACCAGCACUACGUGCAGCCCAUCUGCUCCCCCAGCAGGGCUGCCCUGCUCACCGGGAUGUACCCCAUCCACACGGGCAUGCAGGGCCAGCCCAUCCUGGAGUCGGAGCCCCGCGCGCUGCCGCUGGGCCACACGCUGCUGCCCGAGUACCUGCAGCAGCUGGGCUACGUGACGCACGGCAUCGGCAAGUGGCACCUGGGCUUCUACCGCAAGGAGUUCCUGCCCACCCGCCGGGGCUUCGACACCUUCCUGGGCUACUACAAUGGCAUCGUCAGCUACUACGACCACAUCUUGGAAGGCUCGUACCCGGGCUACGGCUGGCUGGGCGGCUACGACAUGCGGCGCAACGAGAGCGUCGCCUGGGACCUGCAGGGCCGCUACGCCACGGACGUGUUCACCGACGAGGCCGUCGACAUCAUCCGGGCGCACGACCAGCGACUGCCGCUCUUCAUGUACCUGGCGCACCUGGCCGUGCACGCGGGCAACGCGGGCAAGCUGCUCGAGGCGCCGCAGGAGGAGAUCGACAAGUUCCGGCACAUCGCCAACCCCAACCGCCGGACGUACGCGGCCAUGGUGUCCAAGCUGGACCAGUCGGUGGGCAGCGUGGUGGCCGCGCUGCAGGCGCGAGGCAUGCUCGAGAGCUCCAUCAUCCUCUUCAUGUCGGACAACGGCGCGCCCACCACCCAGGACCCCUACCCUAACUGGGGCUCUAACGCCCCCCACCGAGGGCAAAAGGGCACGCUCUGGGAGGGUGCGGUGAGGGGUGCGGCCCUGAUCUGGAGCCCACUGCUGAACCGCCGGCCGCGCGUGUCCUUCGAGCUGAUGCACGUGACCGACUGGCUGCCCACCCUGUACAACGCGGCGGGCGGCCGCCCCUACGACCUGCCGCCCGACCUGGACGGCGUCGACCAGUGGACCAGCCUCGCCAACGACCUGCCGUCGCGCCGGUCCGAGAUCCUCCUCAACAUCGACGAGCGGGCCAGGAACGCGGCCGUGCGCCAAAACAACUGGAAGCUCGUCAUCGGUCAGGCAGAGGGCGGCAAGUACGACGGCUACGUGGGCUCGUCCGGGUCCCGGACAGACCCGCCGUUCAACUUCUCGGCCGUGCUGAGCAGCCCCGCGGGCCGCUCGCUGGCGCAACACUCGGCGCGCUCCGGCUGGCCCGUGUCCCGCGAGUACGCCAUGGCGGGGCUGCGCGCGCGCGCCCAGGUGCGCUGCGGCCCCACGCUCGUCGCCAAGCCCUGCGACCCGGCCCCAACCGCCGACAAGCAGUGCCUGUACGACGUGCAGAACGACCCCUGCGAGAAGAACAACCUGGCCGACAUCUACCCGACGGUGGCGCGCGCGCUCAAGCGCACCCUGGUCCGCUACCGGGCGGGGCUGGUUCCGCAGCCCAACGCGCCCCUGGACCCCGCCGCCGCCGACCCCAAGCGCUUCGGCGGCGUGUGGUCGCCCUGGCAGGACGGGCCGCCGAGCGACGCGCUGCAGGAGGAGGCGCCCGCCACGCCGUCGGAGCAGGGCGACGCCGAGCAGCCAGCCGAGCAGCCCGCGGAGCAGCCCCCCGCGCCCGCCGAGGACAAGCCGGCCGCCGACAAGCAGACCCCCACCAAGCCACCCAAGGCCAGCAAGGCUGGCAACAAGUCGGGGGCCGGGCGACCAGCGGCCGCGCCAGCCAAGCCCAAGGAACCCGCGCCCGCCGAGGAGGAGGACGUCACCACGGACGACUCGUCCUGACCCCUCAGGAUCGCACUACGCACCGACCGCUCCGCCGAAAAGGGGUGACAAAGAAUUCGAUGACUGAACGAGAGGAGGGGGCAAAAGACAUCAUUUUGACAGUGGGAAACUCUACGUUUAAUGACAUUACUAUUAAAAAAAAUUAACAAGAAAAUGUGCACAAAAAUUCAUUGUUUUUACGCACUGACUUCUCUUAUCUGUGAUAAUAAUGUUUCUUUGUAAUGUUGUUUAGUUGAUAAAGUUAGGGAUUAGCACGCUAAGCUAAGGGGCUCCAAUUUUCUGCGAGCCCCCUCGUUCAAAACGUGUAUAGAGUACAUAUCACCCAGCUCCGUGACCGUAAAGGCUACAACGCACUCAACAUCGUGCCGCCAUUCUGUAACGAGUAACGACUUUCACUGCCAUAAUGAAACUGACAACGCCGCCCACGAGGCACGUUAUUUACACCUGUUUUGGGAGUGCAACUGGGUCGCAAAAGAUGGUGGCAGAUCAGUUUGCCGUGUUUGUUUCGUCAGCCCCAUCGUUAUAAACCUUUUUGAAGUUGAAGUUAUCUACGAUGAUGCGGCCCAAAAUUAAGAAACAUCAUGUGGCUGUGGGUCCUGGAUUCACCAAAGAUAACUAUUGCAGUGUUUUGCUGUUUCAUACAUAAUGAGUCCCUUUCAAUUUAUUUAAAAGGUUUGCUCGAAGUGAAAAAGAAUGGACGUCAAAGUUCCACAAUAAUAUUUCGUAAUAAUUCCAUGCAAAAUAUAGCGGUAAUAAGUUAUGUAUUUCCAUUUGAUGGCAGCCCAAGCCUCACCAUAGUAGUAUUUAUUUUUUGAAAGAAUUAACGCACUUGAACCAUGUACAGACCUAAUUCGUAGCAGCACCGUAAAAAAAUUAAUAACUUACCUGUACAAAGUA